Molecule: messenger RNA, 2448 nt
Organism: Dacryopinax primogenitus
Lineage: Eukaryota; Fungi; Basidiomycota; Dacrymycetes; Dacrymycetales; Dacrymycetaceae
Exons: 8
Coding region: 1-2448 (815 amino acids)
Biological process (GO): signal transduction
Cellular component (GO): cytoskeleton; cytoplasm
Molecular function (GO): GTPase activator activity; protein binding
Source: RefSeq, a predicted model, not a curated record
AUGAAUGCCAGUGGACCAGCGGCGAGCAAUUGGGGUGCGAACUUUUGGGUUACUAUCACUGACCCUCAGACGCAAGCAACCUUCUACGCCUGUCCCGCAACAGGCGCCGUUUCCUGGGACCCUCCAGAGAACACCUUCCUCCUGCCCCCUUCGACAGAGGGAGAAUGGUGGGAGCUCAAAGAUGAGAGUCGGGGCGGUCUGUCCUAUUUCUAUCAUACCAGAACGGGGGAGACGGUCUGGGAGCGCCCAGGGGGGUUCGUUAUCCCAUUGGGGAUGAUACAGCAGAACUCUGCAUUGGGAAAGAGACUCUCUUUCGUAGUUGAAGAACCUGACCAACUCGACCCGACGACGGAAGUCGACUCCACUCCCUCGCGUUCGCUCUCCCCAACCUCAUCCUUCGGCGAGACCAUCCGCCCUUCUACACCGACUUCGCCCCGACACCCUUCUGCGCUCCAGCCCCGCCCCUCCCUGCCAAACAUCACCAACCUCACCGCCGCUGCAGCGAGUAUCGUCUCCCCCCUCCAGGCAUUCCCAUCCGACGCAGACGGGGCGAAAAGCCUCCCUGCGUCGCCUCUUACCGCGUACGGGUAUCCGAAUGGUCAUGGACAUGGCAAUGGGAACGCCUGGCCAAACGGAGCGGGGCAUCACAGUCAGGGAAGUGCCAGCUCUGCACCGCCUCCCUCUGUGAACGGCCACCCGGGACACGCAGUGUUAGUCAAGAAACGCACAUCUGGAGCUACCAACUCCCUCCGCACGAACGGGACGCUCGGCACAGGCACGGGAAGCAGCAGCACCCCCUCUUCCCCUUCCCUGCCGACUGCUCCACCGAGCCCGCUCUUCCCACGUUCUGCCUCGCCGAGGUCGAGCCAAGUCAGCCUGGCUUCCCUCUCCCCCUCGUUCCGAGGUAAACCCCCCAGCCCGCUGCGUCCACUUCCAGGCGCAGGUGGGUUCUCCCAGCGCCCCGGAACUGCUGGGAGUACGAAGGCCCAAGGGAUGAGCGUGACUGUCGGUCCUCAGGGGCUUGGGAUGAGGGAAGGACCGAGGCAGAGGAGCGCGACGCUGAGCAGUGUAAGGAGCAGCACACAUCCCACCCUCCCCCCGACGCUCCAAGACGACAUCAAGAAGUUUGCUACCUCGGAGUACGCGCGCAAGUUCUUCUCCCAGCGCUCGCGCGGAUUCUGGUUCCUCAAGCGCCGCAAGAUCCCCGUAGACGAAACCAUGCGUUGGCAGCGAUCUGCCCUUGACGGGCCUUUGCUCGUCAUGAACGGCAGUUUGCACAAAGACGCUGUAGCGGCGUUCAAAGUCGUCCAGCGCAUUAUGGGGGAUCGCGACCCUCUCAAGCCCAUCGGGGUCGGGGCGCGUAUGGCAAGCCAGACGGGCUCUAGAGGCAGCCCGAACAGCAGCUUCAGCUCUGUCUCGGGCUCGACGGGUCCAGGAGGGGCGAAUGGGGAUGGAAACAGUAUCAUCGAGGAGGAGAGGUGGCUUUUGCAGGCUGGAAUCUCGCACACGGAGCUGAGGGACGAGAUCUAUUGCCAGGUGAUGAAGCAGCUCACUGAGAACCCGAAUACGGACAGUGCUUUCCGCGGUUGGCAGUUACUCUGCGUUCUCAUCGUCACCUUUCCGCCGUCGAAGUACUUCGAGGACCACUUGACCCAUUUCCUUCACUCAAGUAUGCAUAACACCGAAGGAAAGGUCGACGUCAUGGCUGGCUACUGCCUCAGGAGACAAGAGAUCAUCAUGUGGAAAGGUCCGCGAGGCAAAGCGCCGAGCCUGGAGGAGAUCGAAGCCGCUGCUGAUGCCGCUUUCCACCCUUCGGUGUUCGGCGAGUCCCUUCCGCUUAUCAUGUCCCUCCAAGCGACUGUCUACCCCCCUUCCGAGCAGCCAGUACCUAUCAUCCUCCCCUUCCUCUCUUCUGGCAUCCUCGCCUUGGGAGGGAUGAAGGAAGAAGGGAUAUUCCGACUUCCCGGCGACACAGAUGCUGUAGCUAGUCUGCGCCUGCGGAUUGAGCGCGGACACUAUCAUCUUGAAGGCGUGGAGGAUCCACACGUCUGCGCAAGUCUGAUGAAGAGUUGGCUCCGUGAGCUGCGUGAACCCGUCAUCCCUGAAGGGCAGACAUACAAUCUCGCCCUUCAAGCUGCCGCCUCAGAUAACCCAAACCAGGUGCUUGACGUUGUCCGCCACCUGCCUGAACCCAAUAGGCGCGUUCUUCUCCAUGUCAUCAGCUUCCUGCAGCUGUUCGUUGGCGAUGAGGUUGUUGAGCACACCAAGAUGACAGAGGAGGGUCUCGCACGGGUCAUGACGCCUAACCUUAUUCGAGGCAGGACGGAUGACCUGGACGUCGCGUUCCGUAACAACCACUUUGAAAACGUCUUCGUCGGCAUGCUCCUGCGCCACAUGGACUGCUCGACGGUUGACCCCGGCUACAGACCGAUGCACGGUCGUGCUUAG